CUAUCAUUCUGGUGAACAAGGAGAGAAGGAAGAGAUCCAGAGAAAGGAGACUUUUUUUGGAUCGUUUUCAGUUCUUUCCAUGGCGAGACAGCAGCAGAGAGAUCUCCUCCGACCGUAGCGUUUGUAAGAUAGUUCUUAUCGAAGCAAGACUGGAAGCCGUGAAGUGGAAUGAUAUUCACCUUUCUCAUUGCAGAGAAGGUUGCUGAGGCCACUGACUCAAACUCGGUGCACCAGUGUGCUUGGCGUAAUAACGUAGCCUCUCGCUUUCCUUUUCGUGCUGAUGCGGGUUGGAUAUGUCCGAACGAGGUAAUGUCAAUCGCAAGGAUGGAGGAAAGAAGUUCCCUACCCUAAAUUUGAACCAGACGUAUCGUGGAAAUCGCCCCGAGCCUCGCACUUCAGUACAACCAGGUGCGGCCCCUCCUCGCUCUUAUGGAAGUUUGCAAAGUCUGGGAAAGGUCACGAGCAAAUUUCGAAAUCGCCCGUCACAGAACUUACCAGAGUCGCCCCCAGGAGAAUCAAGAUAUGGCAGGGACGGAGAAUCUGGUGGUAGAUCGCCAGUUCAGGGUCGCCGCCCUGGUGGUUGGAAGUUGAACAGACCGCCUCGCGAACGAACUGAGACCCUUGAGGGCCCAGCGUCAGCAGGUGGCGGAGAUCCUGCGUUUUCUUCACUGCAGCCUACGAGAGGAGCCAUGGAUCUACCGAGGCGCCAGUCUUUGCCGGCCCCGUUGCCACUGGAUGAUGAUGAUGAAGGCGGUUGGGCCGGCCACCAGGAGGAGGUGGACUUCAACAAGAAGCUGACAUGGAGCAGUGACGAGGACAGCCACAAGCCGAGUUCGCCCAAGAUCGCACGUCAUGCCACAAAGCCUGGUAAUAGUACCAAGGUGAAAGCAGAGGCGCAGCCAUCUGAAACAUCAUCCAGUUUGGCACCAGCUGUGAGUGCUGUGACAUCCCAGUCCUCCACCGUCAGUGCACCCGGCCACUGCAGUGAGGACACAGCACGCACCGCCGCCGCUGCUGGCCGUGCACCUGUGGAAUCGGAGCGGCCUGUCAUGACCGCUCCCGUCAGCCAGCACAGCGGCGCCAGCAGUAGUACUGGUGACAAUGGCUGGAGACCUCAGCAGGGUGCUCCCCCAAACCGAUCCACAUCAUCGGACGUUGGCGAGAAAGGGUUCCGUCGCGGCUCUGGUAGAGGGCCAGAACUUGACAGGAGGAACAUGUUUACCAGCCCGGCUGAUGAAGAUCGGAAUUGGAGAGCAUCUGCUACUCCUGCCGUUGCUUCUAUUCAGCAGCGUGAUAGUGGUGGCCCUUCCGGUAGAGACACACGACUGCAGCACGGCGGCCGGGAAUCUGCUCCCGCCACCCGCUCUAAUCCGCCCCUGGAUCCGCGCGACGGUCGUCACGAGUACGCGGCCCGUCACGAUAAUGCUGCACCGGGCAGUUCUUCGCGUGACAGUCACGGAACCGCUGCUGGUGCUGCUGCGGCCGCUUACGGUGCUAGCUCUGUAGGCGGCGCAUCCCACCCGCGCGGUGAAGGUCCCAGUGGCAACCAUGCUGCCCAUGCUGGUCGUGGUCAAGACGGCCGGAAUGUCAGUGCCCAUGAUGCACACAGUAGCAGCUUGCACGAUGUGCACCCGUUCCGCGACGCAGGCACUGGCGGCGGCCACGAGGUCCGCACACCUCGCGACGGACAUAGCGGUGGUGUCCACGAGCUGCACAGCUCCCGCGAUGCCCAUUCUUCCCAUGACGGCUACGGUCGAGAUGGCCAUGCGGCACGGGACGCGCGGCAGCCGAACAGCACGCGUGGCCACCCACCGCAGUCCAGGAAAGCUGAGCAAUCCGUGUCGGCAGUGAGUAGUGGCUCGUCAGCACCGGUACGCAUUAUGCAGCGUGACCGAUCCCAAUCUGUCGAUGGUGGUGUUUCUGCGUCCACGUCCGUCGAGACUACACAGGGUACCCAUGUGCCAAGUGCCAUUAAAGCCGCACCAGCACAUCCAGCCGGAAUGUCCGAUGCCAGACCAGGAAGAGACCGGAAACCAUCCACCGGUGGUGACAAACGACACGCGCCGAAAUCUGAAACUUCUCACCACCAUCAUGCUGAUCGAUCUGACGCAACACCAGGCCACUCUUCGUCGCGCCAGGGCCAGGAAAGAGUUGGCAACGAGCUGUCUCAUAAGGGCGGCGUUGCAGAGCGGCCGAGUCGCAGCAAUGAACGUGGCAAGCGGCCCCAUGCCAGUGAGCACUCUAAGCCGAUGCAUUUGGAGCAGCACACGCAGGCCUCUAGCCGCAAGCUGAAUCUCGACGAGCUGCCCAGGACGCGUGGCAGCGUCGGCGGUGGUGAAGUGGACCACCGGCAUCGCAGACCGCAGUCCAGAGAUAGAUCUGACACAAUGUCGCCGGUCGUCGUGCGUGAGUGCCGCCCCGGUCAGUCACCCUCGUCCAGAGACAGCGCCGAUGCCGUGAGCCGUUCCUCUCCAGCAUCUUCUCCUGCUGAGAGCCCACACAGUGCCAACGUUAGCCUUGCUAAGUCCGCACCCAAAAUCAAACGGACUGCCAGCGGUGGGCAAGCUGACCGCCGACCAUCAGAUAAUAGUGCUCGGUCCACGUCGCACUCCAAACCGCAUCGGCCCGAUGCACCGCGCCAACGCACCGAUCAUGACCGGAAACCCGGCAGGCACAACUCGGAGACGUCUAGUGCUGCAACACCAUCGACCCACGCCACUGGCAAGACCGAUGCAGGUGGAAGAGUACAUGACGAGUCCACACACCAGCGUCGUGUGAGCGACAGCUCCGCUUCCCAUCCGUCGGCCAGUGAUCUGGAAAAAGGAGCCACGCGUGGCGGCAGCAAGUCGCAACGCUGGAAAGCGGACACGCCGGACCGUGAGAGCCCGAUCGAUGAAAGUCACGAUCGACCGCGGCAGGACCGAGGCAAGCAUGCGCCUGUCAACCGACGUGGAACUGAAGACGGCGUGCGGAAAGCGGGUGCUGACCCCCAGCGCUCAAACUCUGAUGGCCGGCGUCAGUCAGGUGAGCCGUCUCAUCGCCCCGAUGAUAGUCGUCGUUCGAAUGACGGCGGGGCAGCGCGUUCUGGCCGUAACAAGGAGGACCGGCGGCGUGGAGACGCUGACCGGAGUAAGCAUGAGGACAGUCACCACCGAGAUAAUGAAGACAGGCGCCGUGCUGAAGACGACUCUCAUCAUAACCGCAAUGAACAGCGGCAUAGUCGUGCUGGUGAGGACCGAUCUCGGCGGGCGCCCCCGGCCGAUGGAUCCCGUUCUGGCCCGACACGAUCUGACGGCAAUUCUCGGCGCGGUAGUGAGGAUACGCGGCGUCCAAGUGGCAAAGACAACGCUGACAUGCAUCAGCGUGCGGGUGGCGAUUCACGCCGGCAUGGCCUAGAAGUCCCAUCACACUCUGAGACCACGUCUCGCCGUGGGAGCACGGAUGCACGCUCUACCAUCGGCGGCACCUCGCAUUCUGAGGGAAGCUCUCGCCGUGGAAGCACUAUGCGCCAUGGCAGUAAAGAUGUCGCCGACAGCCAGCAGCAUGCUAGCAAAGGCGAGCUUCGCCGACAGAUCACUCCGGAAGAUGUGUCGCUUGGUCUUGGUGUCUCACCGCGCCCUGAAGGUGGCGGCGGCAGUUCAAGGCGGCCCGGUGAAGACGCGCGGCCACACACCAAGGACAGCUCCGUGGCUUCGCUUCCUCCUCGUCUGCGCCGCUUGGACAUCUCGACGAAGUCUGAGGGUAGCUCUCGUAGGUCUAGCGUUGAAAGUCAUUCCCACUCGGAAGGUAGCACGAGGCGAAGUAGCAUUGAAACCCGGCGCCAUGACCAAGAACGACCCGGUUUGGCUCGCGGUAGCGAUAGUUCAACACCUCGCUCCGAAGCAAACUCUCGACGAGGCAGCGAGGACACCCGUCGGCAUACUAAAGACACCUCAUCAGACCGCCCUGGCGCCGAUCGUCACCGGUCUGGAAGUGACCAGAAGUCUUUGAGAGAUCAGUCGUCCCAUCGCCAUGAGUCGCGUCUAGGUGAUGACGGACGUCGCAAAGAUGGCAGUCUGUCUCACGAUCCACGCCCUAGGGAUACGGAACGGCGUCUGUCGGAUAAGCCUCGCACUGGCAAGGCUGCCAUAGAACGUCAUCUGGAAAGCAACAGAGCGAUAAAGGAUAAAAGACGAGCAGCGUCGUCGUCGGACAUUACUAGAGUGAUAGUCUCAGGAGGAGAAGUUUCGGCGAAGUCGGUGCGUAGAUCCCCAGACGGUGUAGACGGAGCAUCCAUGUCUUUGACCGGCACUGUUAUCAGGCACUUGAGUGAUCACGAUGGUGUGCCCCACGAGUCCAUCAUCUCGCUGAAGUCGGUCGAGCCCGACAUGCCUCCCGCCAGCUUGCUCAACUCGCCAAUCUUGUCGCCAUCGGCAUCCUCCACCCGUCCCCAGAGCCCAGGCCAUUCCAGCACUGGUAGCAGCAGCGGUGGCGGUGUUAGUGGCGGCUCUGUCACCAAGCCUGAUGUACUGCACUUGUCAAGUACGGAUAACUCUGAGGAGUACAACACUCCCCCGUCCAGCAUGGAUGAUAAUGAGAUGGAGGACCGCACGCCGCGGAUAGCACCAAGCUUUCGGCCGGCUACGUCGCCAGAGUUCCCGACGACGAGUAGCCUGAAAAUGGAUUCGAAGAGCACUGACAGCAACGGAUCGUCGUCGACUGCUGCCUCCAGGGACGAUCACCCUGUACAGGGCACAAAGAGCCCGAAAGCUGAGCGUAGGCAAAAGCAGUCGGGUACAAGCGACCGUACUCACACCUCGGCAUCGUCUGUGCCGUUGCCAAGUGCAAGCCGAGCAACGACUCGGGCUGAUACCAGCAAGCGUGGAGGCAGUAGCGGCGGCAGUAGCAGCAACAACCCGGUCAGUCGGAAGAGCGCGUUCAAUGACUACGAUCUGAACUCGUCGUCGGUGUGCGUUGUUGAUGAUAUGCCCGACCCGUCGUCCAAGGUGCCGCUCGUUGAUCAGGAUUUCUGUGAGUUCUCCGACAAUCCUGACAUCGAGGGCGAGUUCCAGGAAGUGAUGUCGCGCAAGCGCAAGGAGAAACGUCGAUCUCAGGAGCGCAAAAGUGUCAAGACCACUAGCAGCCCUCAGUCUGGGAAACGUAAAGCAGCUCUUUCGCCACUGCCAGCCCGUGAUGCUGCGAAGAACUCUGUUCACGAAGCAGGCACUCAAUCCGCACCGGCCACGGUAACUGUGCCGCAGGAGACAGUAUCGGUGGACGCUCCUCAGCCUGCUGCUGACUGGGAAAACGCGUUUGUUGUCACUGUCAGACCUCCGGCGGAUUCCACGGGAUCAUCAGCGACGGACUUCUCUGCCGUGUCUCUUGAUCCACACAGUAAAAUGUAUGCUGUUCUCCAGGAGCCAUCCACCGUCAAGAGCCAGUGCGAAGAAGAGUCUAGGCCCGAUGAGACUAGGCGCAGGCACUGCGCCUCUCCUAGUGGCGUGCCUGCAGCAACGAUCAAGGCAUUGGAGUCGGAUGGGAAGCCAGCAUCGGAUCACCCUCCGUCUAUUAAGAUCAGUGUCUCUGAGGAAGUCAUACCCUCGGUCUCUGCGUCGGCACCUCCGCCAUCCGGUGUCCAGUCCAUUGCUGCAUCCACGGAGAACACUCCAACACUGCAAGGUGAUGAAGCUGAGCGCCUGUCACACGCUCAGGAUCGACCCUCUCCAGCAGCCGGCACUAGCGGAAAGACUCCCAGGCCAAGCAGUUCUCCGGAGACAUCAUCUCGUCGAAAGUCCCGCGGUUCUCCGGGAGCGUCUCGCGGCCCGCUGUCUAUGCCAACGGGCGGCCAUGAUGCGCACGAGGCUAUGCGGCGUUUCUCUCCCUCGCAGGUGUCCAUCAAGACGCCACUGCUGGGCAGCUCGCCUGGCAUGCAGCAGCAGCCGCAGCACGUCGUGACCAUGCCCGCUGGCGUACGCAUGACGCAGCUGCAGAUGCACGCCACCGCCGCUGCCGACGGGGACGGUCGCAGUAAGAGCGCCACUGCGCCUGGCACUCUGGUCUACCCGUCCAUGCCCAUGCACGCCAUGCAGCAAGGCCACCAAGGUGCGGCGCCCCUCGUGCAGCAGCAUGUUGUCCAUCCGCAGAACCAGAUGGCCGCUGUGCAGCACCAUCAGCAGCAGCACCAGCACCAGCAGCAAGUUCAGAUGGUCAGCAUUGAGCAGCAGCGGUUACAACAGCAGCAGCACCAGCACCAGGUGCGCCAACAAGCACAGCAACAGCAACAGGUGCAGCAACAGCAGCAGCAGCAUCCCGGUUCCUACCCGUCUUCAUCCAGUCCUGCGGGGCCAAAGUCCUCAGCAGCAACGUCGCCCAAGUAUGCACGUCGCUCUACGCAGCAGCUGUCCCCGCUGAUGUCGCAUGCGCCCCCGGUGCAGCUGAUACCGUCUCAGUCACCGCCUGCACCAGCACCUGCACAAGUAGCCUUUAACGGUGCUCAGCUACCUGCUGGCAAUAGUGUCAUUGCUGGGGCUCCGGGCACGAUGCAGUCGCAGCAGCUUCAGCUCCAACAAGUGCACGUGCAGCAGGCUGUCCCGCACGCUCCCACUCUGGUACAGACGCUGCCUCAGCAACAGCUGCAGCAGGUUACUCCCGGUGCUCCGGUGACGUAUCAUGCCCUGCAUGCCCAGCAGCAGCAACACCAGCAGCACCAGGCUGCAGGUGACUAUCUGCAUCGGCCAGCAGCGGGUGGUAACGUGAUGGUUGGCGCAGCUCCCAUGCACGCACAGGCCGCCAUGCCAAUGCAGACAGCAGUAUCGAAGUCUGCACCGAUAAUGGUGGCUGCCGGUGGACAACAAGGUCGUAUGGCUUACGCUUCGCAUUCGCCUCAGCUGCAGCAUGCAUAUGCAGUAGGUGACCAUCACGGCGUGGCUCGGGUGAGGCCUGGUUUGGUACGUAUGCCUGCACCACAAGUUCAGCAAAUCGGUGCAUCACCACCUGUUUCGUAUGCGAGCCAGCAGGUUCCAAUCGUACACUCCUUCUCCCAGCCACAGCCAACUGCAGUACGACUUGCUGGUCACCCACUGCAGGGCCAGAUCGGCGGUCCUAUAUCAGCACCCAACAUGCCGCACAUGGCCGUUGUACCGCAGACUGUGUCGUUUGUGCAGGCCGUUCCCAAUGAACAGUUCACGGUCGCACAGCCACACAUGCAGCAGUCCCGACCGGUAGUGGUCGCAGGCCACCAGUAUAACAUCAUGCCAGCGCAGCAAAUGGCACAGCCGAUGCAGCACUUUACGGCUGCCGCAGGCGCUGGUCCUGCUCAGGCAGCUCGCGCUGCUACCAUGACGGCACCGCCUGGAACAGUGCUGGUUGCUGCUCAGCCGUAUAGUGUCGUGUCACCUGAUCACCAUCGACGGUCAUUCGAUUCCGCCCACCACUACCCGAUGCAGGUGCGCGCGUCUGGUGCUGGCCGUCAGUACACUGCUCGCCAUGAGACCAAGUCCAAAUCUCCAGGGCACUCCGCCGCUCACAGCUCUCAUUCGACUGCCGUCACCUCGACCGCCGCUUCACCUGCGUCAACUCAGGCCCCGUCGGAAACGGCCCAGGCAGCGUCGAAAUCCGACCAGCCUUCUGCCAACACCGAAAAGUCUCACUGAUCAUGUCGUAAACUGAUGUUUGGGAAUAGCUGUUGUCUACCCAGCCUUGGCUCUAUGACUCUCCUCCCAAGGUUAUCCACGAUCUUUCCCCCAUUGUAGUGUCAUCGGCGCCAGACUUUGUUGUGUCAUUAGUUGUCAACUGUGUUUUCGUCCUUUUCUGUGUCGCCCAUGGCAAACUUAUGUGCUGUUGUGUUCCUCCUCAGCAGUACGCCAAGGGUCCGAAUCAGAGAUGCUCCUCUACCUCUGUGGAGGGCAGUAUCGCCACUCUAACCACGUACAGUAGAAACCGGCCUUUCCCUUUGCACGUUUUACCCUAUUGAAGCCAUUCAGGUGGCAAAUCUAUAAUCUUUUUACCUUAGCUUGCAUUGCAUAUCGCUCGGAAAAUGUAAAAUGGUCUUAUUUGCUGAUACAUCCAUCUGCCUCUAAGUUUUAUCGCUCUGUAAUGCAUACAGAUAUAACGCAAACUUUGAUUUCGUUUAACGCAAUCACCACCAACAUUGUAACCCGAAAACGUUGAAGACUUCA
Messenger RNA from Sycon ciliatum, 8156 nucleotides. Its product is annotated as filaggrin-like. The record is from RefSeq and is a predicted model, not a curated record. Bases 294 to 7631 code for a protein of 2445 amino acids. The transcript has 8 exons. Lineage: Eukaryota; Metazoa; Porifera; Calcarea; Leucosolenida; Sycettidae.